UGCACAAGGGGUGUGGAAAAAGCUCUGUCUUAAAAUUAUGUGAAAAUAUAAAAAAAGAAUUAAAGUUAGUUAUGAGUAAGAAAAAAACUUUAGAAAAAUAUUUGACACUGGUGAUGUAUAAAGACUUCAUAAUGACAUCAGCAAAGUCACUGAUGAUGGCAUAAAUGGUUUAAAUUCUGCUUUGCCUAUCUAUUUGUUUUUGCAUUUGUAUAAAUCAUUGUAUUUGAUAACUUUUAUUGAGCUUUAACAGCUAGCGUGUCUGAAGCAACUCACCCAAGAGGAGUAUUACACAGUUCAAGAAUGAAUUACUAACGACAGCUGUGCCAUUCAAGGGCACACUGUAAGGAGAUGGAUUUCUCAGUUACAUUUCUGAAGAAUCAGAACUAUUCAGAGCUGAAAAAAGAAUGUAUGAAAAAUGGAAGACUAUUUGAAGACCCAGAAUUCCCUGCAUCAGUGGAAUCACUUGUCUACAGUAAAGCCCCCCCUCCUGGAUUGGAAUGGAAACGACCCAAUGAGCUGUGUGAAGAUCCUCAUCUGUUUGUUGAUGGCAUCAGCUCACAUGACUUACACCAGGGAACACUGGGUAACUGCUGGUUUGUGGCUGCCUGUUCCUGCCUCGCUCUAAGGAGCGCACUCUGGAAAAAGGUCAUUCCAAAUUGGCAAAAUCAGGAAUGGGAUGCAAAUAGACCACACAAAUAUGCUGGAAUUUUCCACUUCCAGUUUUGGUGCUUGGGGAACUGGGUGGAUGUUGUCAUUGAUGAUCGCCUGCCAACCGUGGAUGGAAAUUUAAUCUACUGCCGAUCCAACGUCAAGAAUGAGUUCUGGAGUGCUCUUCUGGAGAAAGCAUAUGCCAAAUUGGCUGGGUCCUAUGAGGCUCUUGAAGGAGGUAAUACCGCUGAUGCUAUAGUAGAUUUCACUGGAGCUGUUACAGAAAGUUUUGACUUGGUGAAAGGCCACCACUGCGCUAACGUGAUAGAACAGACACGGAUGUUUGAGAUCCUACUUAAAGUCUAUAAACGAGGAGGGUUAGUCAGUUGCUCAAUCAAGCCUUCUGUCGAUGAAGACAUGGAGGCAGUGACCCCUAUGGGACUUGUUAAGGGCCACGCUUAUUCAGUAACAGAGAUAAAGAAGGUGCCGUUAGGAACAACUACGUUGUGCUUUGGAAAGUCAGAGAAACUGUUUAUGAUCAGGAUGAGGAAUCCAUGGGGAAAGAGGGAAUGGAGAGGAGCGUGGAGUGAUGAAUCUGAAGAGUGGAGAAAGGUCAGCAAAUCUCAGAAGGAGACGCUGGGUCUGACUGUUCGGGAUGAUGGAGAAUUCUGGAUGACUUUUGAAGAUUGGUGCACAAACUUCACCCACGCUGAUGUGUGUCGAAUCAUAAAUACAUCAUGUCUAAGUCGCCACAAAACCUGGGAAAAGGCAGAGGCGCAAGGAUCAUGGACUAAAAAUUCUGAGACUCUCUUAAAUCGUUCCGGAGGAUGCUAUAAUAAUAAAGAUACUUUCCUUCAGAACUCACAGUACCUGUUUGAAGUGAGGAAGAAAGAAGAUAACGUAUUAAUUUCACUGCAGCAAAAAGACAACCGAGCUCUCAAGAAGGAGGGCAGAGGAGACUACUUCAUCAUAGGUUUUGAAAUUUUUAAGGUGGAACAAAAUAGAAAGUAUCGUAUUCACAAGCUUGAGGGACAAGAGAGGACUGCAUUCUCCACCUAUAAGAAUCUGAGGUCUGUAUUCCUACGGAAGAGAUUGAAGAGUGGCAAAUACGUCAUCAUUCCUACCACUUUCCUACCUGGUAUCACCAGCGACUUUGUACUCAGACUAUUUACAGAUGAACCUUCCAAAUUCAGUGAGCUUGUGCAUGAUAAGCCCAGGGUAACAUGGUGGAGUUUACUCUUUGGUCACCCAAAAAGAGUCACUCAGGUCACUGUACAUAGUGUGAUUGGAGUCCAGAGGAAAGGCAAGACAAGAGGGGCUGGUCUGUACAUUAUUAUCAAAUGUGAGAACCAAAGCGUCAAAUCCGAAGUACAGAAAAACACGACAAGUGCUGUUUUUGAUACUCAAGCAAUUUUCUAUCGCAAGAAUAUCAAUAAACCAUUAGCUAUUCAGGUAUGGGACAGUAAUAUCUUAAGUGACCAGUUUCUGGGCCAAGUGCUUUUGGCAGCCUCACCCAAUGACCCAAUAGAAGUACAGAGUCUUCAGCUGCACGGGAGGCUUGGCCGGGAAGCAGAAGUGAUGCCAGGCUGUAUCACUGUUAAACUUGUCUCCUCAGAUGACCUGGUUGAACUGUAAAUGUGUGAUCCAGACUAGACUCCAUACAGUGGGAUGUCUGGUGACCAUCUGUACAGAUGACGUACACUCUGUCUGUGUGAACAGGAGACUACAUUUUAUAGUAAACAAUAGUGUUUGUAGUAAAUAUCACAAAAGAGGAAGAUAUUUACUUCUGAAUUCAGUAACAUUAAUUACCUUUUUUAUUGGAAAAAGCUGUGAAUGUGGCCCAUACUGAAAACAAAACUAAAAUUGUAGUGAUAUAGUAACCCUUAAAUUGUGUUUAAUUCUACAUAAACAAAUUUUACAAAGUUAACAACUAUUUCUCAUGGACUAAAAAAAGCAAUAUAAAUGUAGAAAGACGGACAGUCACAAGAGUUUUUUUUCGGAGAGAUUCCCUUUUGAAAGUUAUCAGGCCCUUUUAAAGAGGGACAUUUGUGUGGCUUGGGGGUUGCUAAUAGAAUGUAUAAUACCACAAACCAUACAGCAGUAUACCUCUUAAAAUUGUUUGGUAUCUGGUCCACGAUGUGAGAGGUCAAGGGGUAGAGUCAGUAUGCAUGCCCAAAAUUGCUGUCAUUGCCGGCAUGUGCAGAAAGUACAAGUCUUAGAUGGGUGCACAUGUCACACUAGCUUAUGCUCAGGACUUGGCCUGGGAGUAGCCACUCUUGUUGACACCAACACCUGCCUGGUAGAGCAACCUGUAUGCCCACUUCAAAACUCAAGGCUUUCUACAUCAUCCUUAUGGAAGAUAUGUGCCCACAUUACAUUAUACACCUGGCAUUUGGCCUCCUGGACUCUUUUUAUCCCAGGUAAAUACUUUCCGCCAUACGCAAGAUACAUGAUAAAUCAUGCCAGGAAUACAUAAUCUGCAAACUGCAUAUCAUUUUCAUAGUCUAUACUUAUGCCAGAUGUGUUCUCACAUCACACUACAGACCAGAUGCAUGGCAGAUAUAUGCCCACUUCAGCUAAGGCUCCUGCACGCCUUUACCUUUUGCACGCUCUCCUACUUCUUUGUCCACAUAUGAUGUCCUGUCAUAUAAAAGUGCACGGGAAGUGAAAGAGAAAAAGCUAUCUGGGGUAGCAUUUAAAAACAGUUUUGCGAACAUCACCUUCCAUCCUCAGAGAUCGAUUGCACCUGCCUCAAGCACUGAUCUCGGACCAUACAGAGAAACUGAUGUGUAUAAAUCAUAUACUGUACACUGUUUUAGACCUGACCUCAAUAGAAUGUGUCCCUUUUAAUCCACUUGAAAAGGUGCAUGAUACAUGGCAGUAAAUGGACAGAUGAAUAUCAUGUGUGGUUUUGAUACCAGCAAUGUAAAGUUACAGCUGAUUUGUCACCUUAUAAACGGUUGGUUCCGAAAGUGUGAAACAGGUGUAGCUGACAAAUUAAUUCAGCAUACAGUAAUGUGUAUUAUACUAUGUAACAUUAUUAUGAGUAAAUCUCAUUUUAAAUAAUACAGACCAGGACUGCCAGCCUGGCAGGCAGAGUUUAUUGAAUGUAAAUAACAAAAAUGAUAUCUCUCAUAGGUAACUGGUAACUGAAUCUUUUUAUGUUCAAAGCUGGAUAGGGUAUCACCAAUGAAGCUUUUCUUAUUUGUAAAUCCAAAAACAAUCGAAAAAUUAUUUUCCAAAUAAAUAUAUAUAUAUUCUUUGGCAGACAUUAUGUA
This is a messenger RNA of Bombina bombina (fire-bellied toad), 3926 nucleotides long. It is a transcript of the gene CAPN6, whose product is annotated as calpain 6. The record is from RefSeq and is a predicted model, not a curated record. Gene Ontology annotation, biological process: proteolysis. The coding region runs from base 349 to 2283 and encodes 644 amino acids. NCBI's taxonomy places the organism in Eukaryota, Metazoa, Chordata, Amphibia, Anura, Bombinatoridae. The transcript is spliced from 14 exons. Gene Ontology annotation, molecular function: calcium-dependent cysteine-type endopeptidase activity. Gene Ontology annotation, cellular component: cytoplasm.